AACGUGAAAGCUUCAGCUGUACUUGCAAUGCUUUUCCUUUUGUUUACACUGCAAAGUGCUGUUUCCUUAUGCUUUACCCGGCGUAUUUCCUCACCAGGACUGUGGGAGCACACGCGCGAUCUGCACCGAUCACAGCCUCUGCAUUUUGAAACCACAUCUAUUUUAGGGCUGCCAGGGGUUACUUACCGGGAUUCUGUUUUUAUUGCGUUUUAAAGGCUUUGAAGAUGUCCUCUUUGAAGAUGAGAUCUCUCCGGGACAUAGUCUUUGGGUGAAAUUCGGACCGAAUUAUUCCUGACAGGGGACUCGAAGAAUCAACCUGUUACAUCUUUUGAGUCUUAGGGUUUGUUUUCUGCAGGUCGAGACACACAAAUCGCUUUCUGUCGCCGCAUUAAUGAUGCAGCAAGAUUGUUAAGAGAGGAACGUCAAACUUUUGAAAACGCUUUGAAGAUUUAAAGAACGUUGUCGCCUAAGUGGAUUUUAAUAUUAAUUAAGCCGUGGAGCCUAGGAAUAAAAAUCCCAAUGUUAUUGCUAUUCACAUUGGCUAUAGUGUUUGGUGACUUUCGCCUUCAUGGCACCAAAGCUCAAGGUGGUUCUAUUAAGGCUUUGCGAUCCUCUACUAUCCAGAGAGAUGAGAGCAAUCACCUCACAGCAAUUUAUCGGAAAGAGGAUACAAUCAAUGUCGUGAAUAAUGGAUAUAUACAGAGCCCACGAUUUCCUCUCAACUAUCCAAGGAGCAUUCUGUUGACAUGGAGGUUGCUGUCUCCUGAAAACACAAGGAUACAGUUGGUGUUCGAUACCAGUUUUGGACUGGAGGAACCAGAAAAUGAUAUUUGCAGGUAUGACUUUGUAGAGGUGGAAGAUAUAUCCGACACAAACCGAGUUAUCCGUGGAAGGUGGUGUGGAAAUAAGGAAGUUCCUCCAAGACUAACAUCAAAAAGCAACAGACUAAGGAUAACCUUUAAAUCAGAUGAAUAUUUUGUGGCCAAACCUGGAUUUCGCAUUUAUUACUCUCCAGUGGAAGUGGAAGAUUUACAGCCGCAAACCUCAAAAUCAAACUGGGAGGCAGUCACAAGUUCUGUCCCGGGAUCACCAUGGCAUCAUUCAGCCGCUACAGCUUCACCACUGACUGCGGAGUCUUUGGAUGAGGCUAUUGCUGGAUUUGAUACAAUAGAAGAGCUUCUGCAGCAUUUAAAUCCGGACUUUUGGGAGGAGGACCUCAAUAAUAUUUUUCAAGAAACACCCCAGUUUCGAGGCAGAACAUUCCAUGAUGGAACAUUCCGUCGCGAACGGAAGACCAAAGCUGACUUGAACAGAAUGAAUAAUGAUGUUAAACGCUACAGCUGCACCCCACGGAACUACUCAGUUAACCUUCGAGAAGAGCUGAAGCAAACAAAUGCAGUUUUCUUCCCCCGUUGCCUUCUUGUUCAACGUUGUGGUGGAAAUUGUGGCUGUGGUACCGAACACUGGGGAUUCUGCAACUGUGUGCAAACCAAAACUGUUAUGAGAUAUCAUGAGGUGUGGAGAUUUAUUCCUGAACCUGGUCAACCACGCAGGCGGAGCAGAAAUAAGAACAUGGCCCUUGUUGAUAUCCAGUUGGAGCAUCAUGAACGAUGUGACUGCAACUGUAGUUCCCGACCACCCCGAUAAAAGAAAAAUUGGAUUACUGAUAUAAGCUUUCAAGGACCUUAUUCUUAACAGGAUUGCAUUUGUGUAUAGAUGAUUGCUGGCACCAGAGCUAAUAUUUUCCAAGAUUACAGAAAGUAAUAAUUGCUGUGCUUGAAUAUAUUCUUUAACUAGCAUUGUGGCAGCAAAAAUUCCAUAAUCAUGCCUUGCUUCUUGCAGUCAGAACAUUAUAAGACUGAGUUUUAUUAAUGCAUCCAGAUUAAAUGCAAGACAAUCCAGAUUUUUAAAUAAUAUUCUGAAUAUCAUCUCAAUCAGUUUACCUGGUUUAAGACUGAUACUUUAUUAAUUUUAAGGCAAUGUUUGAGGAGCAAUUAAUUAUUGAAUGUUGUACUCCACAGAAAUUAAAGUAAAACAUGCUAGAAAUAGUCAGGAAGUCAGAUGAUUUCUGACUGCAUUGAAACAGAGUUUAAAGUCAAUGGCCUUUCGUAAAAGAUUUAUAAUGAAAUGUCAUCCAACUAAAUUGUUAGUUCUGUUUCUUAUUCCAUAGGUGUUUUCUGAUCUGUUGAGUAUUCCUGGCAUUUUUUGGCUUUGUUUCAGAUGUCCAGCUUCUGCAGUAUUUUGCAUUUGUUGCAAUUUAUCCACAGGUAUGGCUUUCCCAUUAUCAAAAGCACCUUGGAAGUUUCACAUUGUAAUAAUGUUUAAGUCAUAUAAAAUGUUAAACUGCUUAAUGCAAACUGCUUUUGUGAGACUAUUUAAGGUUAAAGUGUUUCUCAGGCAAUGUUUUAUUAUUAGGGCUUGGAUUUCUUUCAACUAAUUUUAAUCACUGAACAUGUAAAUGAUAUUUAAAGUUUUUUUUCCAGUCCACUGUAAGUCUGCUGAAGUAUAAUGCAAGUUUUUAAAUAUUGUUGGCCAAGGAAGUUGUCUUUGUUUCUGUUUUUUUUUGUUUUAUUUUAUAUUAUCUGAUGCAACAGAUGAUAAUUAACCUCCACAAUUCUCCACUUAAAGAGCAAAACCUGCAUUUUUUAAAUGAAGUAUGACUGUACCAAAGGAUUGACAGUGUAUUUUGGUAUGAUCAGACCUCAAUGUAAAACUUACCUUAAUCUCAUCUUCCAUGUGCUUUAAAUGUGAAAAAUGUCCAUUAGUGGAAAAGAUGAAUGCAUCUUAUGUCAAUGAAAUAGACUCAGAUUUGGCAUGAAGUAAUGCUCAAAGCAUAGCGUUCUAAAUUGAUAUCAUUUUGUUAUAUUCAUAAAUGGACAAACAACUGGCCUAGUAUUUUCUAAUCUCAUUUAUAAUUACACCAGUCUUCAAGUAUUACAUACACAAAUCAAUAUGAGCAUCCAUUAACAGCACCGAGCCUUUCACAUCUUCACAUCUGUUCAAUUCAAAUCUUAAUCAGACCAGAAGAGCAAUUAUUUCAGCCACUUUCUAAACGUAUGGCCAUUAUUUCCAUCAUUUUAAUGGGUACAGCGUACAAUAAAGGACAACAACAAAUGUUAUAUGCCAUCGUCAAUACCAAGUUACUUUGAGUCACAUUUUCUGAAGACGUUAAGGAAAAUAGAAAAGGGCAAUGCAUUUUAGUUAUGAUUUUAUUUAAGUCUUCAUUGGGUUAUCAUGUUUGAAAAUGUUAAAUGUUUCUAAAAUUUUGGAUUAACUCCAAUAUGACAAACUUUAAAAUGUAUUGAAUUCUUAUUGACAUUUUUUUAAAAACACAAAAUUCAAUUCCAUAAUCCUUUAGAAUCAAAUAAGUAUGGUGUUGAAUUAUGAAUGAUAUAUCUACAAAUUAUUUGGUUAAUGGAAUAGGUUUACUUGAGCAGUUCACUUGCACCUUACUAUAGUGCUGCCAAAGUAGGAUCAUGAACAUAUAAAGCUUUUUGUACUUUAUAAAGUAAUGCAAUAUUAUUUUAAAUUCAUAUCGAAAAGCAUAUUUCUUAAUUUCUUUCUAUCUCAUCCAUCAGAUUUACAUAUUACAAAAUAAGCAACAUCCAUAAAAAGUAAUCUUCUAAGAAAAGUUUUGUUUCAUCAUAAGAAUAUACAUUUUUUAGUUUCCUACAUGUUGUAUAGUAAUAUGCUGUGCUAUAAUAUUAGUACACUUUCAGUACUGCAAGGGCUGAUGGCCUUUAGAACAAUUCUGCAGGGUCCUGGGGAUGCCGUUUUUGUUCUUGCAAUAAAAACAAUUUCCUAAAGUGCAAUUCUUGUAUUUUAACACAACUUAUUUUUAAAUAUAUAUAGAGCAUUUCAAACAGCUUCCUUUGAUUUUUGUAUGUAUUAUUGUUAUUGAUUAGAAUUAUCUUGUGCUCUUGUUUUGAUGGAAUGUAAAGACUGCUUGAGAAAGGGAAUUGUAGAGGAUUAUUUUUUGUUAUAAAAUAAACUAAAAUUCUCAACUUUA
Pristis pectinata (smalltooth sawfish) is the source of this 4009-nucleotide messenger RNA. RefSeq names its product platelet derived growth factor d (gene pdgfd). Lineage: Eukaryota; Metazoa; Chordata; Chondrichthyes; Rhinopristiformes; Pristidae. The coding region runs from base 520 to 1647 and encodes 375 amino acids. Gene Ontology annotation, molecular function: platelet-derived growth factor receptor binding; growth factor activity. Gene Ontology annotation, biological process: positive regulation of cell population proliferation; platelet-derived growth factor receptor signaling pathway; positive regulation of protein autophosphorylation. Gene Ontology annotation, cellular component: membrane. The transcript has 7 exons. The record is from RefSeq and is a predicted model, not a curated record.